AUGGCGUCUGAAAGCGCUGUAGUCAAGGCUGCCGGCAUCAUUGUCUAUACCCUGGAUGCUCUACUAAACCAACCGAAGUACCUACUACUGAAGGCAUCUAAUAGACCGUUCCAUUGGACACCCCCUAAAGGUCGCCUGGACCCUGGGGAAUCAUUCAUCGAUGCGGCAUACAGAGAGACAUGGGAAGAAUCUGGUUUGAAGAAAGAACUUAUAGAGAUGGACAGCUCGUUCGAAGAGGUCCUGAGAUAUACAGCUAACGGGAAAGACAAAGAGUGCGUCUACUAUCUCGGCAAACUCACUAACCCAGGGUCGGAAAUCACACUAUCGCACGAACACACCGACUAUGCCUGGGUACCCGCUAACAAUAUAGGCGAGUACUGCGACAAAGAGUCGCUUUGCGUCAUGAUAACACGGGCUGACGACCAUAUAAGAAGUAAACUACAUUAG
Molecule: messenger RNA, 447 nt
Organism: Babesia sp. Xinjiang
Lineage: Eukaryota; Apicomplexa; Aconoidasida; Piroplasmida; Babesiidae
Gene: ndx-4
Product: Bis(5'-nucleosyl)-tetraphosphatase [asymmetrical]
Exons: 4
Coding region: 1-447 (148 amino acids)
Biological process (GO): ATP biosynthetic process; AMP biosynthetic process
Molecular function (GO): bis(5'-nucleosyl)-tetraphosphatase (asymmetrical) activity
Source: RefSeq, a predicted model, not a curated record